AUGGCUCGUUUCAGUUAUAGUACACUGAAGUCUGAUAAGAAAUUGUGGGAAAUCAGAUGUAAAUUUGCUGGAUCGGGGUGUAAUUGGAAGUUACGUACGACCUUGAUCUCGAACUCGAAACGUUGGAGUGUAAGAAAACACAAUCCUAUUCAUAGUUGCAAGCCCGUAUCAGAAUCAAGUGAAGCUAUGAAAGGUACAAAGAAAUUGGUUAGAGAUUAUUUGAAGGAAGAAUUUCCCGGUAAACUCGAUUGUACUCCUACAGCAAAUGAAAUAAUAGACCGUGUGAAAUCCAAAUACGGCACAACUGUAACGUAUUUGACAGCAUUACGAGGCAAACACAUAGCUGAAAGUGAGAUUCGAGGUGAUCCUAUUGAGCAUUUUAGGAAACUUCCCGGGUGGUUGUAUAUGCUGCAGAAGAGAAACCCCGAAACAAUUGUAAGUCUUGAGUUGGAGAAAGAUGAGAAAAGCUUCAAAUACCUCUUCAUUGCAUUGGGUGCAGCGGUAAGAGGAUGGAACUACUUGCGUAAAGUUGUUGCUAUUGAUGCAACAUUUUUGACAGGUCAGUACAAAGGCACAUUGGUCGUUGCAACUGCACAAGACGGUGACCACCACCAAUAUCCGUUAGCAUGGGGUAUAAUCGACAGAGAGAAAGAUGCAUCAUGGAGGUGGUUUAUGGAAAAGUUAACAAUGGCAAUCCCAGAUGGACCUGAUGUCGUCGUGAUAUCUGAUCGACACAGAAGCAUAAUAAAGGCCGUUAGAGAAGUGUACAAAGAAGCUGGCCACGGAUUUUGUGCGAGGUAG
Molecule: messenger RNA, 801 nt
Organism: Tarenaya hassleriana
Lineage: Eukaryota; Viridiplantae; Streptophyta; Magnoliopsida; Brassicales; Cleomaceae
Exons: 1
Coding region: 1-801 (266 amino acids)
Source: RefSeq, a predicted model, not a curated record